CAGGGCAAGGUGUUGGGAGCCCAGUCUCUCCAACCUCAUCCAGAGCUCAUCCCAACCUCCCUCACCCAACUUUAGCGACUUGGGUUGGAAAAGGAGGGAAGGAAGGGAGGGGAAGUGCGGGAAAGUGCGGGAAACGGUCCAAACCAGAGAGAGAGCGAGAGAGAGGGGGGGAAAAAAAAGGGGCCAAAAAAAAAAUUACCUCCAAAACUCCGCAUGAUAAGCUCGGUGUGCGUGUCUUCUUACCGGGGACGUAAGUCAGCCAACAAACAACCACCGUCCAAAUCAUGUCUGAGGGAAGAGAUGGUCAAGGGAGACGAGAACAACGACAGGAUCACCAUCAAUGUGGGAGGAACGAGACAUGAGACCUACAAGAGCACCCUCAGGACCUUGCCCGGGACCAGGCUGGCCUGGAUAGCCGACCCGGAUUCCCGGAGCAUCUUGGAUUACGAUGCCGAGAGCGACCAGUUCUUCUUUGACCGACACCCGGGCAUAUUCGCUUACGUCCUCAACUACUACCGCACCGGGAAGCUCCAUUGCCCCGCCGAUGUGUGUGGACCUCUGUUCGAGGAAGAGUUGGCCUUUUGGGGCAUCGACGAGACCGACGUGGAGCCCUGCUGUUGGAUGAGUUACCGGCAGCACCGAGAGGCCGAGGAGGCGCUCGAUAUCUUCGAGGCGGUGGACCUCAGCCCUGGCACCGACCGGGACGAGGACCCCGACACGGAGCGUGCGUUGGCGGCUGAGCUGUGCGGGCGGCACCGGUCCGAGCUGGGCGGCUGCUGGAGGCUGUACCAGCCCAGGAUGUGGGCGCUCUUCGAAGAUCCCUAUUCUUCCAAGUCAGCAAGGUUCAUCGCCUUCGCCUCGCUCUUCUUCAUCCUGGUCUCCAUCACCACGUUCUGCCUGGAGACCCACGAAGCCUUCAACCACAUCAUUAACCUGACGGAGUACACGAGCGUGGGCAACACCACGCAGGCGGUGAGCGUGGAGGAGAUGGAGACGGAGCCAGCCCUGAUGUAUGUGGAGGGGGUGUGCGUGCUGUGGUUCACGCUGGAGUUCCUGGUCCGGAUCUUCUGCUGCCCGGACAAGCUGGUCUUUGUCAAGAACCUGCUCAACGUCAUUGACUUUGUGGCCAUCUUGCCCUUCUACCUGGAGCUGGCCCUCAGAGGGUUGUCCUCCAAAGCAGCGAGGGAUGUGCUGGGGUUCCUCAGGGUCGUCCGUUUUGUCCGUAUCCUCAGGAUCUUCAAGCUGACACGCCACUUUGUGGGGCUGCGCGUGUUGGGACACACUCUGAGGGCCAGCACCAACGAGUUCCUCCUCCUCAUCAUCUUCCUGGCUCUGGGGGUCCUCAUCUUUGCCACCAUGAUCUACUACGCCGAGCGGAUCGGCGAGAACUCUCACGAGCUGAAGCCCAGCGAGAAGAACCACUUCAAGAACAUCCCCAUCGGCUUCUGGUGGGCGGUGGUCACCAUGACGACCCUGGGCUAUGGGGACAUGUACCAGACCUGGUCGGGCAUGUUGGUGGGUGCCCUGUGUGCCCUGGCAGGGGUCCUGACCAUCGCCAUGCCCGUGCCAGUUAUCGUCAAUAACUUUGGGAUGUAUUACUCGCUGGCAAUGGCCAAGCAGAAGAUUCCCAAGAAGCGGAGGAAGCACAUUCCAUACGGCACUCAGCCCCCUCCCCCUGCCCCGGGAUACUGCAAGUCUCCCUCCGGCUCGGCUCGUAACAGCACCCACAGCGACACCUGCCCCCCAGCCCCCGAGGAGGGGCUCGAGAGGAAGAGCUCAGACUUGAAGCAGAAUGGUGAGGCGGGGGCCGUGGGCUGUGAGGAGGAGAGUGCAGGACUGAACCCAUCUGUUAGCCCUGACCAGAGUGACCUCGUCAGGGCCUCUUGCUGCAGGGACAAGGGCAAGAAAGGCGGAGCCUGCUUCUCGCUCACCCCGGGAGAUUUCACCUGUGGGGCGGAUGGUGGGGUGAGGAAAGAGAGCUGCAAAGAUGUCCUCGCUACUAAUUACUCCCCAGCUGAGGUGGUAACUCUGUCGUAAUGGUGACGGUCGGCCGAGGGAUGCGAUCUCUGCUCCCCGGGAUCAAUCCUGCGGAGAGAAGCC
Molecule: messenger RNA, 2100 nt
Organism: Callorhinchus milii (elephant shark)
Lineage: Eukaryota; Metazoa; Chordata; Chondrichthyes; Chimaeriformes; Callorhinchidae
Gene: kcnc4
Product: potassium voltage-gated channel, Shaw-related subfamily, member 4
Biological process (GO): protein homooligomerization; potassium ion transmembrane transport
Cellular component (GO): voltage-gated potassium channel complex; neuronal cell body membrane; dendrite membrane
Molecular function (GO): delayed rectifier potassium channel activity; protein binding
Source: RefSeq, a predicted model, not a curated record